AUGAUGGUUCAGUACCGUUUUGUGGCCCUCGCCACCGCCGCCGUCACGGCCAAGAUCUCGGUCCAAGUGCAUCGCAACUUGGAAGUCGCCAAGCUAUCGAACGUCGUGGUCAAAUUUGACUGUGACGAGGCUCACGUCAACCAUCGCCGCCGACUCAAGGACGGCGCGUCUCGCUCCGAAACCAUCGAGUCGGUGGUUGAUUCGUUGAAGGAGCACACCACCACGUCUCAGGCGUCGGUCAAGUCGCUCCUGGCCAACCAAGUUGGAUCGAUGGCUGUCGAUGUAGCCACGACAUGGAUCGACUGCUCUAUGUACAUCGACAACGCCUCCAACGACCUUGUCGAUAAGAUCGCGGCGUUGCCGCAAGUCGAAUCCAUUUACGAGCCAGUUGCGAGAGCACUCGAUGAAUCCAUAAGCGACGACCAACCAGCCAGUGCUGUCGACGCUGUCAACCAAUGGGGGAUCGAUAAGAUCCAAGCGCCGGAGCUGUGGGCCAAAGGCAUCAAGGGCGAUGGCAUUGUCGUGGGCAUCAUCGACUCCGGUGUUCGCUAUACCCAUAAGUGGUUGAAGUCGAACUGGCGACAGGAAUACGGUUGGUUCGACCCGUACAAGAAGACAGAGCUGCCCAACGACCAGACGGGCCACGGCACUCGUGCCGUGGGCACGAUAGCGGGAACGCAAGGUAUUGGAGUCGCCCCCAAUGCCCAGUGGAUUGCGUGCAAGGGAUGGAACGCAACGUACCUGGAGCAACAUAUGCUUGUGCAAUGCGCUCAAUUCAUGCUUUGCCCUCACGACAAAGACGGCAACAACCGCAACUGCAGCAAGGCGCCCCAUGUGAUCAACAACAGCUGGGGAAAGUACACCAAGAAUUUUUGGAUGGAAGAUACAAUUGCAGCGUGGAGAGAAGCGGGAAUCAUUCCCGUGUUUUCGAAUGGCAACACCGGCCUUAAAGGUUGUGCGUAUUCGAGUUAUCCUGCCGCAUCCCCUCAUGUGAUUGCUGUCGGCUUCACCGACUCCUCGGAUUUUUUAUCGCCACAUUCCAGUUUGGGACCUUCCGUGGAGAACCGCUACAAACCCGACAUUUCGGCUCCUGGUGUAGGAAUCCGAUCCGCAUCAAGCGUCAAUGACGUAGAUGAUUUGUGGGGUUCUGGCUCGAGCACGGCUUCGCCUCAUGUUUCUGGAGCCAUCGCCUUGUACUUGUCCGCCAACGAAGGCGCCUCGUACGACCAAGUGUACACGGCUCUGACCAACAACGUGGACACGGACACGUUAUCUCCACCUAACAAGUCGUGCGGUGAUAUUCCCAACACGCAAUAUCCCAACAACCUCUUUGGCUACGGCCGCUUGAACAUCUUCAAUGCUGUGUCUGCUCUACCCAGCGUCCCCGCUCGACUCCACCCCAUCCGCCCCGCAAGUGUACCCGGGAGCGACGUCAAGGCAGUAUCCCAACGCACCGCCGACGACUGCUGCGACGAAUGCCGCAACACUCCAAACUGCAAUGCGUUUACGUUUACGCAGGACAACGGAGGCACGUGCUGGCUCAAAGAUGAAGACAAACCGGUCAAUUGGGUGAUCAAGGAAGGCUCCAAGUCCGCCCGAGUACUCAACCCGACCAAUUACCUAACCACGUGUGGCUCCUUGGAAGACGACACGCACUAUGCUGGUGGCGACUUUGCUUCGACCAAUCAGGCGACUGCUGAAUCCUGCUGUGGGGACUGUGAAAAUACACCGGGAUGUACGCUGUUCGGGUGGUCCAACCAUAGUGGUGGCACGUGCUGGCUCAAGGAUACCAAGGGGCUCAGGGUGACUUUGGUCGGAGCCAAGGCUGGCUUUCUCCUGGCAGGACCGUCGUCAUGCGGCGCCGUCGAGUCAAACGUGGACUUUGUGGGCGAAAAUGUCGCGCAGGUGUCGGCGGACCAAGCGGCCGACUGCUGCGCAGCGUGCCACAGCCACCAAGCGUGCAAUGCGUACAGUUGGUUAGGUGGUGUGUGCUACUUGAAGGGUCGUCGGGCGGAGACGAAGGUGCUGGAUGGGGUGGUGUCGGCCCGCGUGGACAAGUGCAGUGCUUUGGAGACGGAUGUGUACUACGCAGGCAAAGACCUGUCGGAAGUGAAGGCUGACGUGGCGGACUGCUGUGCGAUCUGCCGUGAAACGAGCGACUGUGGCGCGUUUAGCUGGACCAAUGGCGUGUGCUACCUGAAGUUCUACAAGGCAGCUUCUCAAGCCAACGCUACUUUCAUUUCUGCUGUGGUGAUUUAA
Aphanomyces astaci is the source of this 2259-nucleotide messenger RNA. RefSeq lists its product as hypothetical. Gene Ontology annotation, biological process: proteolysis. The record is from RefSeq and is a predicted model, not a curated record. Gene Ontology annotation, cellular component: extracellular region. The transcript has 2 exons. Lineage: Eukaryota; Oomycota; Saprolegniomycetes; Saprolegniales; Verrucalvaceae. Bases 1 to 2259 code for a protein of 752 amino acids. Gene Ontology annotation, molecular function: serine-type endopeptidase activity; protein binding.